This is a messenger RNA of Dovyalis caffra, 154 nucleotides long. The record is from the annotation of a GenBank genome assembly. Lineage: Eukaryota; Viridiplantae; Streptophyta; Magnoliopsida; Malpighiales; Salicaceae.
GUACGCUUCACUAGCGGCUGAAGCAAAGGAGGGUACGGUUGACUUCCCUAGAGACUACAACGGGCCAUUUAAAGGGAAUCUAUCACAGUCCGGACCCGGGGAAGGGUCCAUUUUGCACAAGCAAAACACAGCAACUAUCUACAAUGAAUUUCUG